Lasiosphaeria miniovina is the source of this 1661-nucleotide messenger RNA. RefSeq lists its product as uncharacterized. Bases 348 to 1325 code for a protein of 325 amino acids. The transcript is spliced from 5 exons. The record is from RefSeq and is a predicted model, not a curated record. Lineage: Eukaryota; Fungi; Ascomycota; Sordariomycetes; Sordariales; Lasiosphaeriaceae.
CUUGUCACUUACUACUUCCACGUCGCCUAACUCCGUACGUGGUCUGCGAGCUUCUUCUUCCACUGCCGUCUAUUGCUGUUGUUGAUCUUACGCCGUAGAAGCAGCAAUUAGCUUCUACCCUUAUGGGUAUUGUGCGGUCACGUUUUUAAGCUCGUUGCCGCUUGCGGGGGCUCUAUGGUUUAGGGGAGGUGCGCCCUUAUCAUAUAUUCUUCGUGUCUUCUACUUUUUCACUUACAAAUCUCAUCUAUUUACCUUUAUGGCACCACCGUCCAUCUUCUUCUGUUUUUCCGUGUCAGAUAACCCCCGGGUUGCGACGCUGAGCGUCGCACCUGGUUUGAGAUGACUGGAUGGGUCAAGUCCCCUGGCCGAUAAUUAACAUGGAUACCAAGCCGGGGCCACCCGCAGCGCGUUGCGGUGGUCCUCUCCGCUACACGUUGCCUUUGUCUUUGUCUCUGUGUCUGUGUCUGUGUCUGUCUCUCAGUCUCGGCUCUCCGCUGUCCGUGGCGGAGGAUACUGGAAGCUCAGCUCGGGCUACCAUCUCAGUCGUGCUCGGUUCUGGCAAGUCACCUCACCGGGGAAAUUACCGGCCAGACGACAGCAUGGACGGCCGCAAGGAGUCCGACGAUAUGGAGAUGCCCAAUGACGUGGAGAUGUCUGGUACCGCGGCCAACUUUAGCGACACGGACGAUUCCAAUGACACGUGCUGUGAGUCUUCUGACGAGAAUGAGCUCGGAGGCUUAAAUGUGGAGGACAUGGAGUUGUCAAGCGAAGACGAGUACUCCAGCGACGACGACGAUUUUGUUGAAGAUGGAGACAAUCUCGUCGCAGGGCCUUCGACGGGCCCGGUGUGGGACUCGGUGAAAGCCGCCACCGCUUUCGGCAAGGGCAAGGGCAAGGGCAACGACGGAGGAAAAGACGGCGACGGCGACGGCGGAAAGGGCGGCGACAACAGGCCUACGGAAUUUCUCAUCCGUUGGGAAAGCCCAUUCUGCAAGGGCGCGAGGUCGGACACUUGCUUUGACAAGGGCCAUCUGGAUCUGUGCAUAAACGAGAGACACCCUAAGGCGGCAGCUGAGUAUGCGGUACGGUACGGAUGUACCAUGUGUAAGCGUAAGGAUAUAGCCCAAGACCGCAAGAAGAAGAAGGCUGAGAGGCAGGCCAAGGCCCAAGCGGCGGGCAAAAAUGCAGCUUGCAAGCCCAAUGGCAGACCUCCGGGUAAGGAUGGCAAGAGAGACGGUGACGGUGAUGGUGAUGGUGAUGGUGACGGUGAUGGUGACGGUAAUGGGGGCAAGCGGGGCGGUGGUACCAAAGGAAUGAAGGCCUAGGGUUCAACUGCUCCGUUGGAGAUUGUUUGAUUCUGGACAAGUUCGUGUGGCGUGUUCUGUUUGGGGUAAUUUUCGUUUGGCUCGUUAAGUUUGGCAAGAGUACUUGGUUUGGAGGACUGGAGGGUUGAAUCAUAGAAUGUGCUUACUGGAGAUAGAGAUAGAGGUCCGAAACACUGAAUAUAGUUGGGGGUUUUAGAUUUCUAUUACAAUGUUAAGGAGGCACGUCUACAGCCAUUUGAGUGGUAAUGAUUGUAUUGCCCCUGGAUUCUACUUUGAUUACUGAUUUCAGCUUCUGUUAGAGACCCCUGAAUUGUUUACUUUGGCGGUAUUUAGGUU